AUGUUGCCGCAAGAUUUCUUUAUUUGUCUUCCUCCUUACUCCCCUUUCUCUCUUCUCCCCUUUCUCUCCUUUCUCUCCUUCCUCCCCUUUCUCCUUUCACUCCUUCCUCCUUUCUGUUCUUAUUCUCUCCUUUCCCUUUCUCUCCUUCCUCUCCUUCCUCCCUUUUCUCCUUUCUCUCCUUCCUCCUUCCUCUCCUUCCUCCUUUCUCUCCUUUCCCUUUCUCUCCUUUCUCUUCUUAUUCUCUCCUUUCCCUUUCUCUCUUUCUUCCUUCUCUUUCUCUUCUCUCCUCCUCCUUUUCUCUUUCCCUUUCUCCUUCCUACCUCUCUCCUUUCUCUCCUUCCUCCUUACUCUCCUUCCUCCUUUCUCUCCUUUCACCUUUCUCUCCUUCCUCCUUUCUCUUCUUAUUCUCUCCUUUUCCCUUUCUCUCCUUUCUCUCCUUCCUCCCCUUUCUCCUUUCUCUCCUUCCUCCUUUCUCUUCUUAUUCUCUCCUUUUCCCUUUCACUCCUUUCUCUCCUACCUCCCCUUUCUCCUUUCUCUCCUUCCUCCUUACUUCUUCCUCCUUUCUCUCCUUUUCACCUUUCCUCUCUUCCUCCUUUUUUCCCCUUUUUUCUCCCUUUCUCUCCUUUCUCCCUUUCUCCUUUCUCUUCCUCCUUUCUCUUCUUCUCUCCUUUUCCCUUUCCCCUUUUCCCCUACCUUUUCUCUCCUCCUUCCUCCUUUCUCCCCUCCUUUCUCUCCUUUCCCUUUCCUUGCUCCUUUCUUUCUUAUUCUCUCCUUUUCCCUUUCCCCUUUUCUAUCCUUCCUCCCUUUCUCCUUUCUCUAAUUCCUUUUCUGCUUCCCUUUCUCCUUCCUCCUUACUUCUUCCCUUUUUCUCCUUCCUUCUUAAUCUCCUUCCUCCUUUCUCUCUCCUUUUCCCCUUUUCCUUUCUCUCCUUUCUCUUUACACUCUCUUUAA
Acanthosepion pharaonis is the source of this 951-nucleotide messenger RNA. The record is from the annotation of a GenBank genome assembly. NCBI's taxonomy places the organism in Eukaryota, Metazoa, Mollusca, Cephalopoda, Sepiida, Sepiidae.